AUUCAUUAAAGCAAAUAAAUAUGAACGCUGGCAGAAAAGGAAUGAAAAGUAAAUAUUGUAAAAUAUCGAGUAGUGGACGAGUAGUCAAAACACCGAAGAAUGUUAUGACUACAUCCUCGGACGAAGAGCUUACUAAGCGUAUGAAAAAAAAGAGCAGCAAGCAGUACUCUGUGCAAGUGGAGUUGAACAAACUUGAAGGACUAGUAGAAUAUAUGCAAAAAAAUGACGCCUUUCCGAAAACCGAUACAACUAAUGCAAAUAAAUCGAAUGAUACGAUUCAAAAUUCAACUAUGAAAGAUUUACAAGAAAAAAAUCUAAAUCGUGAAGUACACGUUCCCCAACCGAAUAAGCAUGCAAAUGAUGAUACUCCGCCCGUUGAUGGGUUUGUGAAGAAAACAUCGGUACAUGCUGAACAUAAUCGCGCGCUUGACGCAUUAAACAUGCAAGAGACUUGCAAAUGCAAGACAAAUAACCAAGACAUUCAUGACAAAUUAACGGAUCUUCAAGACAAAGUUAAUUCUUUAAUCGAGAGCCAGAAUGCCUUAAAAGAGAUCAUGGAAAAGAUUGUGGAAAAUGAUAACGUUCAUGUCGAUGGCGUUAAUUUAAGAAAUACGUUUUACGAGGGGUUAGAGGGCUUCCCAAUGAGUACCGUUGAGGAAUUUAAGGAGCUAGAAAGCGAUGCCAAGAAGAAUGAUCGAAGGAAGCUGUACAAUUACUUGCGAGGGUUAGGAGGAUGCAAAUUACGAGAAUUUCUCUAUAAUGCUAUAAAAACGAUUAUGACUGACAGUUUGGUCUCGAAAUUCACGUGGCCCGUUAGUAAUGUUUCGGAGAAAUUUGGGGACACAAAAACUAUGAAUAUUAUAUAUUUGGCAGCACAGAAAUGCACUUUGUUUAAUGGUCCGCAGGAUAAGGCUUCCUGCAAAGUUGAAGUCCAGGAAGUCUUACGGCCAUAAAACAAAGAUAUCGCACAAAUUUAAAAAAAAAUCGACUGCCUCUUCAUCAAGAGCAGCAGCUAAACGACAAAGUGGAUGAAUCUGAUUUAUCGAACAAUCAGAGCGAAUAUAAAACUGAAUGAAUAUGAGCGAAUAUGAAUAAGCUGUGAAAUAAUAUAGCUUUGUUUUCUAUUUUCACUUAAAUAGUUUUAC
Temnothorax curvispinosus is the source of this 1145-nucleotide messenger RNA. RefSeq lists its product as uncharacterized. The coding region runs from base 21 to 953 and encodes 310 amino acids. The record is from RefSeq and is a predicted model, not a curated record. Lineage: Eukaryota; Metazoa; Arthropoda; Insecta; Hymenoptera; Formicidae. The transcript is spliced from 5 exons.